This is a messenger RNA of Postia placenta MAD-698-R-SB12, 1455 nucleotides long. RefSeq lists its product as hypothetical. The coding region runs from base 1 to 1455 and encodes 484 amino acids. The transcript is spliced from 3 exons. The record is from RefSeq and is a predicted model, not a curated record. NCBI's taxonomy places the organism in Eukaryota, Fungi, Basidiomycota, Agaricomycetes, Polyporales, Adustoporiaceae. Gene Ontology annotation, cellular component: membrane.
AUGUCUACCUCUGCUGGUCCGUCCAGAACUCCUUUGCGCGGCCCUCCUCCCCUGCUUGCGCAAGAUGACCAGGAAGCAGCAGCGGAGGCUCGUCAUCACCUUUCGCCCAAGAUCGGACUCUUUCGUGUGCUGCCUUCUUUCCACCGAGCUCGGCCCAAAUGGAAAGACGCGAAAGACGCGAAGAAGCAGGAGCACGGAGUGGAUAUACAGCAGGACUUCCUUCCCACAAUGGGGUCUGCAGCAUUUGACACUGGCCUAGUGCAAUUGCAUGACGAUUUACUCGGAAAGUCCGACACAGGCGCGUCUGUAUAUAGGUGGGCAGUACUGUACGAGAACCAGAGAGGAGCAACAUUUUUCUCUUCUGGAUACUACUCACCUCAGACGCUACUCCCAUUCGACCCUCCAGCAUAUACCCUUCCUACACCGAAGCCCUCUAAACGAGUCUGGAGAAAGCAGCCUACAGUCUCACUUUCCUCUUACCCCCUCCCUGACGGCACCUGGCACUGGAUCUCACACACGUGGAUGGUUGACAUGCGCGGCGACGGCGAAGUCCAGCAUGAUGGCUUCGAGUAUGCAUGGUCGUUCCGCUCGCGCAAUUGGCGCGCAGAGGUGGGCUUCUUGAGCGCAGGAGGGUUUGUGAGACGGCGGAGAUGGGUGAGACUUAUGGCGCGGGACGAAGGUAAGAAGAUCGGCGAACGUGAGGGUGCAGGGAUUUUGGCAGCGGAUGCGGAGAGAGCAGGGAAGGAGGUAGAGGGCGAAAGGGAAGAAGCCGGAAUGCAAGAGGCAUCGCGAGAGGUGGCCUUCGGACCACAGAUCCUACACAAUAACGCGGGAGCGACAAGACCUCCAUCUGUCGUGCCCAGUAUCAUGGACGAAGACGAGGAAGGGCGUAUUCGCGUGUGGCGCGGCGAUGACGGUGAUUGGCAGCGCUGUCAUGCCGCACUCCGGCGCCCCCGGAGAGACGGGAAGAAGCUGGAACUCUGGAAAAAGUGGUUCGGCUUCGCUUUCGAGGGAGAGGCUCCAGGAUCGCAGCCUUUGCCUAUUGCUGAUGAAUAUGGAGACACGGAAUCCGACGCCUACAGAGGCAAAGGGAAAGUGAAGGCACGACAGUACGAGGUAUCGCCCUCGUCGUCCCAAGAUAAUUCGCUGGAUUCCGAGACUGGCGAGGACGGAGCUGAGAUUCCUAAAGAAUAUAUCCGGCAGACGAUUCGAUUACAUGGCUCAGACAUACUACACUUAUUUGUCUAUCCUGACUCUCGCGCACAAUUCCUGGAGAUCUUGGAUGCGGCUGGAAUGCUGGGUGACCUGAAGUCCAGCAUGGGCAUUUCGGAUAGCACGGAAGUGCUUGACUUCUGGAGCUACGCCCAUCAUCUAGAACCACUGGACGGUGUAGGUGAGGAAUUGCCGGAGGAACCUGAUACCAAGAGUACGGAGUCUGGAGGGGACGAGUCGUAG